Arachis duranensis is the source of this 1336-nucleotide messenger RNA. RefSeq lists its product as uncharacterized. The transcript has 3 exons. Bases 93 to 1304 code for a protein of 403 amino acids. Lineage: Eukaryota; Viridiplantae; Streptophyta; Magnoliopsida; Fabales; Fabaceae. The record is from RefSeq and is a predicted model, not a curated record.
CGUCCUCUCAUUUUCACAUAACUUCAUUAAGAAGCAACUGAAUCUGAUAAAUCCCACACAUAUUUUUGUUCUUUCUAGCACACUGAAUAAAGAUGUAUGUGACUAGACCUUUGUCUAUGUACAGAAGAUCACCAAGUACUCUUGAAGUGGCAACACCAGAUGCUCCAUAUUCCGGUUAUUUAGUGAUCACCGACGAGGAAGCGGAGGCGGAGGACGCGUGUUGUUGGCGGCUAUGCCGGCGGAAGAAUGUUAAGAGACUGCCCUUCCCUCAGGACAAGAUCUUCAGAGUGAGUCACUCAUCAGAGUAUCAGCAAACUUCAGACACUAAGGUUUGGUUUGUGCCUGUGCCUAAUCACCCGCUUUCUUCCAACCGUUACUAUAUCAUUAGAGCUAGAGGAAGAUACAAAUAUGAUAUCAUGUUAUUAUACCGUGUUAGGAAAGCUUGUAAAUGCUCAAGAGAGGGUGACAUUAUCCGUUGCUGCUUCAGUGAUCUCUUGAAUGACCAAAAACCAAAGCCUUUCAACUUAAAAGACUUGUAUCAAAUCUUCAAGAUUCAUAAUCACCACACCGGCGGAUUCUUCGCUAAGUCGAUCACGCCGGACGGCAUACCUCCCACAUUCCUAAGAAAGAAAGGUUGGAGACUCCGAAUCUCCGGCUCAUACCGAUCUUGCCGGCUAAGCGAAGCGCUAGGCGUCGACGCCCCCCUCAGAGAACAGCUUCCUGAUUUUAACUUUACAGUUUCAAGAAAACGCUCGCCUCCGGUGAUAGUUGGAAAAUGGUACUGUCCAUUUAUAUUUGUAAGAGAAGGGAAGAGAGUGAAGAAACAAAUGAACAAGUCCUUGUUUUAUGUGAUGACGUUGGAGCAAAAAUGGGAAGAGAUUUACUCUUGUGGAAGUGAUGAAAUAAGUGAAGAGGGUAAUGUGGUAAUUGUGAAUGCAUAUGUGGAAAGAGAGGUUGCUUUAGUUUCAGGAAUGGAAGCUACAAAGCAUUCAAGAAGUGAUUGUAACAGCAUGUAUUGGUUUAGAGCGGUUAAUCCAUAUAAUAGGAGAAGGGUGAGUGUGGGGUUGAGUUCAGCAAUAAUUGAGAACAUGAGGUGGGUUCAAGAGGCUGGAGGGUGGGUUAAUGGGAAUGGGAGAGAGAGGGUUGUGAGAGUGAGAGAAGAAGUGAAGAGUGAAAGUUAUGAAUGGCAAAGGUUUGCUUGUUAUGUUUUGGUGGAGAGUUUUUGUCUUAGGACAUUAGAAGGGAGGUUAGUCAUUAGAUAUGAUUUUAGGCAUACACAUAAGAUCAAAUAUAAAUGGGAAUAAAUCAACUUAAAGCUGGUCGAAUCUUCAACUUA